Mycena citricolor is the source of this 2193-nucleotide messenger RNA. The record is from the annotation of a GenBank genome assembly. Lineage: Eukaryota; Fungi; Basidiomycota; Agaricomycetes; Agaricales; Mycenaceae.
AUUAAUUCCGCUGUCGUCCUCCCGAGCACGUCUGACGGAAUUAUAAAAUACCGGCUGAGCCGGAUUUCCUUUGCACCGUUCCAAACUUGCGGAAGUUGCGGGAGCAAUGCCGCACUAGAGGGCAACCAGUGCCCGGCACCACAGCUCCCAGCCUCUCGAGAUAAUGGGUUCUCUUUGCUGACAAUUUUGUCCAUAAAGCGGCUGACAUGCUGAUCCAAGUAGACCCGGAUAACGUCAUUUGCGAAGCGCAAAUCGUUCUACUUACCAACCGACUGCGAUGACGUAGGGCGGGCACGUCCGCUCCUUACAAGUUCUCGCUGGCUCCACUCGUUGUUUGCAUCAUCCCAACUCAUCCCAGCCAUAUCUUCGCCGGCCCGGGGGGGAUAAGGUUGCGAGCUGCGAGGUAUAAAGGCUCCGAAUGGGCUAUCUCCAACGUGGAUCCCUCCGCUCUGCCCGAUGAUUGCCUCCGCCCCAUCCCGUACCAGAAUCCGGGGCAGGCACCAGACGUUUCUCAGCACACUCCCAUCCCCACCGCUGAUCGGUGCGAGAGCACGCACACCCAUCUACACGCGAAUACUGCACACACACACGGCUUUGGAGCCCCAGCUGGAUCGCGCGAUCAUGAGAUACCACUCGCCGCUCUUCUCCGGACGCGACUCAGUCGCCUCAGACCAGAGCGUCGCCACGAUCGUGCCCAGCGCGCCGCCCACGCCUGCUGGCCCCCCAAAGGAGGAAGAGGAGGAGGAGGAUAGCCGCUGGUCGGAGGUCGUGCCGCCGCAUUCCGCGCUGACGUUCGGUGUCGAGUGGGACGGCGGGGAUGCGGGGAUGACUAUCUCGCCAGUCGAGAUGGACGAGGCGACCUUUCGACGCGCACGAGGCAGCGCCCGCACGGCUCCUUCGGACAUCGACGGCCGCUCACAAGUGCUCACGAUCGGGACCAGCGGCUCUCUCUUUGGACUCGGCAGAAGCGGAGACGCGGGGGAGGGGCGCGCGUCAGAGUACACCACGACCUUGCAGUUUCUGAGCGAGAACCACGGGUUCAAGUUCGCCGACUCUGCGUACUUCCCUGGGGCCCCGAACGCCGGGCGCACGUCGAGCACGCUGGACGGGCUGGACGUGUAUCUGCGCGGGUCCAUGAUGGGCAGGGCGCACAACGGGAAUCGCUACGCCUCGUGUUUCGAGGAGCUCGACGGCACAUUUACGUUCGAUCCGCGCACGUCGUUCGCACGCGACUGGUUGCAUGACGAGAAGCGAGACAAUGUGAGCGAUGAGGGAUUCUCCGAGGGCGGGUUGUAUGAAGGUGACGACAGCCAUCUGCCAUCCCGGUUCUCGACCACUACGACAUCGACCUCCAACUACGUGAAUGUCGACUUCCCGGCCGAUAUGAUGAACGACGCGUCCUCCGCUUCCUGGUCGAAGCUCGAUGCCCCGAAUACGCCGGGUUACCAACGUACGUCCAGUGACCGUUCCGUAUGCCUCAUCCACUCGAACGCGGCUGCAGAGAUGUUCCCCAGACAACCCACAGCCAGCAGCAGCGACCGCAGCGCUAACACCGCCCCCAGCAGGAAUCGCCUGCACAAGCACCGCGCAACCGCCCCUGCUGCGGGGCCCGCACCGCCAGUCGACGUGCUCAGCCGCUCCGGAUACAACCACGACGUGCCGUCCCCCACACCCCUCGCGCUGCCCCUCCCGCCCCCAGUCCCGUGCCGGUCGCACUCGUCCCCAGGCCCCGCGCGCGCCCGGUCGCCCACCGCCACCGCCUCGCCCAUCGUUGCCGUGUCGCCCCGCGCGAGGAAUCUGUCGAUGAAAACGCUGCCGGCGAAGCUGCGCAGCAUUGGAAGCAGCCACAAGGGGAAGAGUAAGCCCGAGCCCGCCGGGUGGGUGUGGGUCGAUGUCAGGGAAGAUCGGCUUCCCCCGGUUCCGACGCUCGAUCGGCUGUUGAUGCCAGCCUACGAGAUGUGAUUGUGAUGCGAUAGUGAACAACUGAACAUGAACAUGAAGUGAUGUGUUAAUGAACUGCUGGAGUGAUUUCUCUGUUUUUUACCGUGCUUUGCUGUAUAUUGGUUUUCCAUGGGGCUACACACGCUGGUUGGACGGAAGCCUCGAUGGCCUGAAUUUGUUCUCUUGAAUAUACGCUGUAUUUGUGCCUGUGAAUUUCAUUUGAAUAGAAAAAAAAACGACCGUCAUGCAUAA